Molecule: messenger RNA, 2584 nt
Organism: Abrus precatorius (Indian licorice)
Lineage: Eukaryota; Viridiplantae; Streptophyta; Magnoliopsida; Fabales; Fabaceae
Exons: 4
Coding region: 130-2037 (635 amino acids)
Source: RefSeq, a predicted model, not a curated record
GGGCCAAACAGAACAUCUUCAUCGGCAGGCCCAGGAAGAAUGUAAUGUCAUAAUAGCCAGUGGAAACUGAGAACCCAAGCUUCUUCAUGUCUCUACAGCCAUGGAUUGAAAAGUAACCUAACCGUUUACAUGGAUUCAAUGUUGAGGUUUCGAAACCCACCAGAGCUUCCUCUUUCCUCACCUAUGGCAAGUGCGCAUUACUCUGUCUUCUCCCUACUCUCCCCUCAUACUAAUAGACGAACCCCUUCUCGUAUUCUAGCUUCUUCAAAAACCCGCCCCCGGAAAAACUAUUUGCGACCCAAAAUUCUGAAAACCCUAACUAAACCCUACCCUUCCAUCCUUCCUCUUCCACCGCCACCACAACCCAUCCUCUGCCCUCAAGAAGACAACCUCUCUGUUGAAAUUCCCCCCGACGAGACUCACGGCGGAGAUAUCGCCGGGGUUGUGGAAGAACCUGGUAAGUUGGAAGAGUUACAAGUAGCUGAUGCCACUGCCAAAGACAAUGGUGUUUUUUGCAACGUUUCUGCCGCAGAUAUCUUCAAAUACGAUGGUAUGUAUUUGGUUGGGGCUCUUUUGGUUCAGACGAUUUGUUCCGUUUGGAUUCUCAGAAAUUACAAUUCCAACCAGGAAGAUAGGGAUUUGGAAAUAGAUGGUAGGGAAAAGAGGAACCUUGUGUUGAACGGGAGUGAGAAAACUAUGCAAUUGCCGGUUACUGGUGCUAACAAUGUUUUUCUUGUGGAGGACCAAUUUGGAAUGGAGAAGAAAAUAGAGGAAAUUAAGUUAAUGGCAAGGGAAGUUCGGAGAAUUGAGUUGGAGAAGAAAGGGAAAGAGGACGAGGAUUCUGAAAUGGAAGAAGAUGAAAGCGCCCUUUCUAGUCAUAGACUUGAUAUUGAGAAAGAAAUUGGUGCACGCUUAUUAAAGAUGCAAAAUAGGAUAAAUUGUAAUAAUGAUAGUGCAGCUGCGUUACAGAUUAAUGCUCGUGGGAAUUCUGCAGCUGGAGUGGCUAGGGAUGUCAACAAGAAUGUGAACCAGGGAAAUGAGGCACUGGUAUUUAAGAAGAAGUUUAAAUUUAAAAGUCCUUCAACUAAGGCAACAAAAAUUCCCAAGGGCUUUCCGGGGACCCGAAAUUGGAGAGCAUCUAAUGCAAAAGGAGAGGAUUCAGCAGGUAAGAGUGCAGCUCAUGAUCAUGGAAGCAAUGCUACUGAUAGUGCAGAAAUAUUAUGUGAAGAUAAGCAAGUGAAUCAACAAGAUGUUGUGAUGCAUAAGAAUAUUUCUAGUGUUCCAUCCGGAGAAAAAGGAAAUUUUGUUGAUGACGAGGUCAAUGCAAUUCAAGAUCAUGAGAAGAAUUUGGAAGAAAAAAUGGAGAAACCAAAUAUGACAACGGAAGUUGGAGUUAAAACCAAAAGCACUAAUAAUGGUGCUGCCCAGGAGACUAAUUUUGGAAUGUCUUCAGUUGAAGUAAUACAGUCAAGUAAAUCAAGAGAAUUGAGGACACAAAACUCUCGGGGUACUUUUGUGGAAGAAAACCAGGACACUGGCUCAAUUUUUGAAAAGGGUGAUGUGCACAGUAUAAACGGCAGUUCAAGACAAGGAUUAGCUAAAAAAAAAUCAGUGGCUAACAGAGUCAAAGUUAAGCAAGCAAAUACUAAGACUGAUAUAUGGUGGCUGAAACUCCGUUAUGUUCUUGUCAUUCUCAUGCAAAGAGAUUCGGACGGAGGAUCAAAAGGUCUCUAUACCUUAAAGUUCACUUCUAAGGAACAGGACCAAAGUGAUGAUUCAUAUACUGUUGCUUUUGAAGAUCAUGCUGAUGCCAACAACUUCUGUUUUCUAUUGGAAUCGUUUUUCAAAGAUUUGGGUGAUUUUAGUGCUGAUGCAGUUCCUAUGUCAAUACAAGAACUGAAUGAAGUAGUAGUAUCACGUGCCAAGAAAGUGGUAGUUGUGAAAAAGCAGCAGCUUCAACUCUAUGCUGGGCAACCACUUACUGAUGUUGAGAUGGCCCUUUGCUCUAUAAUAGAACAAGAUCAAAAGGCGCCAUAAUUGAUCAGAUUGAGGUGACCGCUACUUUAUUGAUCCCCACACAAACAAUGUCCACAUGAAGUCUUGAAGAAACAGAAACUCCCACCACAGUUGGGGGUCUACGUCACAUCCAUCAAAGUCCAAGGUUGGGAGUUGAUGGAGCCAACUGCUGAGCACAGAGGUGAAAAAAUGCUUGAUACUGACUGAACCUUGGUGGUCUACCUUUGAGAAAAAUUUCCCUCUAAAAGGAAGUGCACGCUGGAUCCUCUAAUACUUAAUCAUAUUAAGUCCCAAUGGUUAUUGGGGGAGAAGGUGGUGAAGGGGGUUGGAAAGAAUAUGUAGGGGAAAUUCAUACUCUAUGUAAUGCAAAAUCUGAAAUUUGAAAAAUCAAUUCAAACGUCACGAAUAUUAAUUUUGAUCCACGAACGGCGCAAACUUUGAAGAAUAAUAAUGCGAGACAAAAUAUUUACAGUUUGGCAUGAAUUCAUGCAACCUAAACCCGUAUGUGAAACGAAGGCGUUUCCAAUUUCUUAUUUUUCAUAAUAAAAUUGUGGCAACGGUAUAAUUG